UGGUGGCGUGCGUGGUUCCUCGCCGCCCGAGCUUCUUCCUCUCCCCGCAGCAGAAAAACGGAAAGGCUCCUGCGAGAGGCGGCGGGGGGUGAGUUGGUGCGAGCACCACCCGCGGAUCCCCCUCGUGAGCUGGUGAGGGGCUGCCCGGCCGAGAGGCGGAUGUUGGGGUUAGCGAUUCAGAUGACGACAGGAAACCAGAAACGGGCUAACGAGCCCCGACGGAACCGGCUCCGGCGUCGGUGGCUGCGGCCCUGAGAAGCGGGAGGAGAUGGGCCAGAGCGGGGAGAGCGGCUGAAGCUGCAGGCUGGAUGCGGCCGGGCCAUGGCGCAGCUGGAGCUGCUGUGGGCAGCCGCCGCGCUGAUGCUCUUCGGGGCCGCCGUCAGCCUCUGCGUCAAGUGCCAGCUCUCCGCCACCAAGCGGGAGAAGCACCCAAGUGAGCGAAGGAGCCAGCUCGAAAGCCAGCAGAGGUUUGAGGUGAUUCGAUCCCAUUCCAUGCUAGCUACAACCCGAAGGCUGGAGCAAAUUAAGGAACAUGAAAACUUGUCAAUAGCAAGGAAAACCACCAAGGAGCUUGGCACCUCCCGCCGCAGCGGAUACGGGAGCGGGACCGAGUGCAGGUACCAGAAUUUCCUGACAGAGGACUGCCUGCAAGGGGACGCUGCCUACGUGGAGCCCAUACCUCUGGAUUACUACAACUGUGCCAGGUUCUUCACACCACCCAACGAGAAAGAGGAGGAUUCCCAUUCCUAUCAAAAUGUCUUCAUUGAAGUGUCUCACGGCUCUGAUCCAGUCACAGAUGAUGCUUCAGACUACGAGAACAGCACAGCAAUACACAUAUGGAAACUCCAGCAGGCGGAAGCUCUGCAGGCAGAAAGCCCCGAUGACGAGCCAGACUACAUCAACACGGCCUCUGCAUCAGGUCCUGCCCCUCCUUCAAAGCAAAGUAUUCUGUAUAAAGUCUGAAGAAGUCCUUUGUGAGCUGUAAGAGCGCACCCAGCAAGCAUGCACUCAGGGAGAGGGGAAGACUUCAGUCUCUCGGUGUAAUCUCUUCUCCAAAUUGUGCCCAAGAUCACGCAGAAGGGGUGCUGCUGAAAGGAAGAAACGCUCUGCUUGAAGUCCCACGCAAGUCCAACUGCAAACCUGCGACUGGAGAAAGCACUCAGCCUGGCAGUGACCAUGGGCAAGCCAGGAGCUCGUUAUCCCACCUCACUUCCCUGCACGUCUACUCGAGGGAGUAUGGCCCGGCUAUGAAAUGUUUUCUCCUGUUAAACGUGAAAUGAAUCUUUAAAUUGCUGAACAGUAAUGCAGCCAGCUACUUAAUUUGUCAGGGUGACUCAUGCAUGAUGGUAUUAAGACACAGGGAUUAUGCUCUGAUUUAGUUCCCAUGUUCUCCUACAGAAGCAGUUUCCUACCAGAGAGGAACCAGCAAGGCAGAGGGUGCUUUUACAACAGCAGUGGUUCUCUGGAACUAAAUGAGAUACCAGUCUGUUCACAAAAGCUAAAGACUAAACGUUAUUAAAUCCCCACCUUAUCCACAGCUUAUAAUUCACAGUACCUGUCUAUGGCAGUUUUCCUUGUAUUUUGGUAUCCGUUUUAUAAUGAUGCAAAGGCCCUGCACCAGCUGAGAAGGUCAGGUCCACAGCUGCCAGCCUGAGAAGUUGUGCCGGUAUUGCCGUAGGAACAACAGCCCUGAAAACUAACCCUUGUCUCCCCAGCCCCGAUGCACAGAUUUGGCACCGUUGUACCACUUAUUUAUUAAAAUUGAAAAGCAUCCAAAGACAA
Tyto alba (common barn owl) is the source of this 1782-nucleotide messenger RNA. It is a transcript of the gene LAT2, whose product is annotated as linker for activation of T cells family member 2. Gene Ontology annotation, cellular component: plasma membrane. The transcript has 13 exons. The coding region runs from base 322 to 963 and encodes 213 amino acids. The record is from RefSeq and is a predicted model, not a curated record. Lineage: Eukaryota; Metazoa; Chordata; Aves; Strigiformes; Tytonidae. Gene Ontology annotation, biological process: B cell activation; B cell receptor signaling pathway; calcium-mediated signaling.